UAGCUAACACAUAUAAUUAAGGAUACAAAGCUAUAUGGCGAGGAAUUUCAGAUGCAAUAAGUAUUUUAGCCUAUAAUUAUAUUUGUAGCACAAUACACCAUUUAUGUUUCAUCCUCUGUUUUGUUUUAAAGUUGCUCUUUUGGGGAUAACAAGAAAUAAUAUAAAUGUGGCAGAAGAUGUUGGGCAUGCUCAAGUGUGUGUUGCUGUUGAGACUUCUUCAAUGGAGUGUCCACUUGAUUAUCCAUUUGAUGUUCAAGUCAGGACCAUUGAUUACAGUGCAGUUUCUCCAGAUAAUUUUACUGCCCAAAAGAUGACUUUGACAUUUCCACCCUGUACCCCUUCACUCUGUGUGAACAUCACCAUCAAUGAUGACAGUACUCUUGAGAAAGAAGAGGUGUUUAACGUGUUGCUUGACUUAGAUGGUGGAGCUUCUGAGCACAACAUUACCCUUGUCAAAAACAAAACGAUGGUGGUGAUCAUGGACAAUGAUGUGGACGUUGUUUUGGAGUUGGAAAGUGUAUUUGUCGAGGUUUUUGAAGAUGAGGAUGCUUCACUUUGUGCC
Geodia barretti is the source of this 562-nucleotide messenger RNA. NCBI's taxonomy places the organism in Eukaryota, Metazoa, Porifera, Demospongiae, Tetractinellida, Geodiidae. The record is from the annotation of a GenBank genome assembly.